AUGGGCGGAAAAGGCAAGAAGAAAGGAAAGAAGCAAAAACAAGCCACAGCAUCAUCUGGAGUAGCUGAAGAAGGUGGUGAGGAGAAUGGAGAAAGUGGAAAUGGAGGCAAGAAAGGGAAAAAAGGAAAGAAAGGCAAAGCUGGCAAGUCAUCAAAAUUCCAAGGCGACAUUUUUAGUGAAGCUGCUAUGGAAAAUGCCUAUUAUGUUUGCCAUAAUCUGAUGGAUGUGCUGAAAGCUCGCGGCUUUGCAUGGCCGGAAUCUCAAAAGAAAAAGAAGAAAGGAAAGAAAUAAUGAUCAAACUUUUUUUUAUGGUAUAUCCAGCGCAUGUUUUAUUCUCUAUUGUGUCAACUCACCAUUUUUCGACUCGAAAUUUACAAUCAAAAUUCAUCUACAUUAGCUCUAUUUAGGAACUUUCUUUCACUCCAUUUGCUUAUCUAUUCAGGAACUUGGACGUGAUAGUCUCG
Molecule: messenger RNA, 464 nt
Organism: Chironomus riparius
Lineage: Eukaryota; Metazoa; Arthropoda; Insecta; Diptera; Chironomidae
Source: the annotation of a GenBank genome assembly